This is a messenger RNA of Mangifera indica (mango), 1342 nucleotides long. RefSeq names its product DNA-directed RNA polymerase III subunit RPC4-like. NCBI's taxonomy places the organism in Eukaryota, Viridiplantae, Streptophyta, Magnoliopsida, Sapindales, Anacardiaceae. Gene Ontology annotation, cellular component: RNA polymerase III complex. The record is from RefSeq and is a predicted model, not a curated record. Gene Ontology annotation, molecular function: DNA binding. Gene Ontology annotation, biological process: transcription by RNA polymerase III.
AUCGAAAUUAUUAUGUCUAAUGUAGGUUACUAGAAAAAAUAAUAUAUUUAAAGUCGUAAAAAGCUUAGGUUUUUAUUAGGUUUGACAAAAACGCAAGCAUUCGGGUGGCCGCUCUGUAACUCUGUUUCUCCAACUUUGGCAAUAAGCAGUUAGCCCCUAUGAAAACUUACAUAGAUUGAAAAGAUGAUGAUCUCUUUACAUAACUGAUAAUGAAAUCAUUGAUUGUAUAAGUAUAAACUUAUCAAAAUCUACUUUUCCUUCAAUUACAUUUCCACUGUUGUAGAUUUCUUAAUUCAACUUUGAUGGAGCCAGAGCCUUCUAACAAACCAAAAGCCCCGAGAAAGAUUUGGUUUCAUCCAUUUCUUUAUGUAUAUGUAAAUUGGCACGGAGAGGCAAUUUUUUUUUUUUUUUGGAUCUUUUCUGCUGGAUUAAUUUGUGAUGCAGAUGAGAUUUGCACCAAAAGCUCCGCCUUUGCGUGUAUCAAAGGCUGAAGUUAAAACUGAAGUUGAUAACGCUGAGACUGCCAGUGCCCAGGCCAGGGAUUUGCUGAGGCGUUUCAAUAUGUGUUUCAAGGCAACAUGAAGACAAAGGCAAAAUUUGGAAAAAAAGUUGCAGCUUCAUAAAUUGCGUUUGGUUAUGGGGGGUGCAUCAACUUCUAUAAAAUCAUAUGGUGUUACCAAAGGUGGGGGUAGCAGUAACACAGCUGGGCUUAGUGGUUUAAGGGAGGAGAAAGAAUACAAGGAACCAUGGGACUAUUACAGCUAUCAUCCUGUGACUCUUCCGCUGAGGAGACCAUACUCAGGAAGUCCAGAGCUUCUUGAUGAGGAGGAAUUUGGUGACGCUUCAGAAACCUUGGAUUAUGGUCAAAGUUCAAUGAAGCCAGCUGAAGAACUUGGUCUAAUAGAGGAGAAUCUGGAACCAAGCAUGUUUUUUCUUCAACUGCCACCUACAAUGCCUAUGAAAAAGCGAUCAACGACAGGAAGGCCACAGGGGGGUGCAAGAACUAUGGAGAGGACAUGUAGUUUAGAUGAGUUACCAGCAGGUUUUAUGGGUAAAAUGCUAGUAUACAAAAGUGGUAUUGUCAAGCUGAAGCUGGGUGAAACCCUUUAUGAUGUUACCCCAGGUUUGGAUUGUAUGUUUGCUCAGGAUGUCGUUGCUAUAAACAAGGCGGAGAAGCACUGCUGCGUUGUUGGGGAGCCCUGCAAGCGUGCUAUCUUGACUCCAGAUGUGCAUUCCUUUUUAAGCGGUUUUGCUGAUUUAUAACGGUAUUUAAUCAUAUACUUUAGGGGGCAUCUGGUUCUAGAUUUUAAAAAUUAUCUUGGUAAUUUAUCUUUUAUUCUCU